Molecule: messenger RNA, 2930 nt
Organism: Mugil cephalus (flathead mullet)
Lineage: Eukaryota; Metazoa; Chordata; Actinopteri; Mugiliformes; Mugilidae
Gene: zbtb8a
Product: zinc finger and BTB domain containing 8A
Exons: 4
Coding region: 988-2352 (454 amino acids)
Biological process (GO): regulation of transcription by RNA polymerase II
Molecular function (GO): RNA polymerase II cis-regulatory region sequence-specific DNA binding; protein binding; DNA-binding transcription factor activity, RNA polymerase II-specific
Source: RefSeq, a predicted model, not a curated record
GGAUUUUUUUGUCAAAGCGGGGGUAUCACGGCGUGGGGCGUAAGCGGGUCCUGCCGACACCUCGCGCCUGGGAAGGAGUCGCUCGCUCUGGGCAGCAGGCAAAUCCUCCCCGCUGCUCGCUGCGCUCCGGACCUCCGGCGAGAAGUGUGGGGAUGUUUGGGGUGGGGGGCGGGGGGGUGGUCUUGAGGAUGAAAACGGGCGUAUUAGCGCGUCACAUUCCCCGCACCAGUGUACAACGCGUACAUAUUUCUGUAUCGGCUCAGUUCCUGGAGGUUUGCGUCUGUUUUUCUAUUGUGUGCUCUGCUGUCGCCUGAAGUGGGCGUCGCUCCAGGACAGGCUGGGCUGCUCCGGUGCGCCGCUGCCCGUUUUUCUCUCGCAGGACUGCGGCGCUCUCUCGUCGUUUUGUAGGUCGAAUGGUGUCUGAAUUAACCGGAGAGUGAGCUCGGUGGAGAUAAGAGACUUGGUUUGGUGGUUUGACAUUAAAGGCACCGCGGAGUCUUGCGGGCGGGCGUCGCACAGUGCGGGCGCUGCGCAGCCCCUCAAAGAACAUCGCAGGUCUUAUUAAAAAAAUAUUAAUAAUAAUAAUAAAAACUAAAAAAAAAAAAAAAGGGAUGAGCUUUAAUUCAGUCAUUGGGUUGCCAAGUAGGUUACUGUCAAUGAUAUAAGACGUAUUCUGAAAACGAGGUUGCUGCAGAUUUUUCUUUCAUUUUUUAUAUUUCUUUUUUGGAGCCGUGUCCGGUCGCGCUGUUUCAUUUUCUCUCAUCUACCCAGCAGACCGAUGCGUUUGAGGCAUCUGGGAUUUUGAUGGGGUUUAGCUCUCAGCGAUGAUUACAGGUUUUGUCACCCGAUGCUCCCUCGCUGGAGCCGGGUGUAGCCCAUUAGAAGAUGAUUUUGAUUGAAGGGUCGUUCGGCGAAUCACAACGCAGAAGGAGGUCGGGAGGGCUGGGCCUUCUGCGGAGCUGGAGGUAAUCCAGCUCUGAGACAAAGAUGCGGCAGCCCCAGAGGUGGUUCAACACGGCCGACAUCACAGUGUCUCACCAAAGCAACCUGCUCAAGCAGCUCAACCAGCAGCGCCGCCAGGAGCUGUUCUGUGACUGCAGCGUGCUGGUGGAGGGCCAGCUCUUCCGGGCCCACCGCAAUGUCCUGUUCGCCAGCAGCGGCUACUUUCGCAUGCUUCUGUCCCAGGGACCUGACGGGCUGCCCGACUCCGUCAACGCCACCUUCGACGUCUUCACCCCCGAGACGUUCACCGUCAUCCUGGAUUUCAUCUACUCCGGCCAGCUGGAUCUCUCGAGCCACAACGUGAUCGAGGUCAUGUCCGCAGCCAGCUACCUUCAGAUGAACAAUGUCAUCAACUACUGCAAGAACUUCAUCAAAUCCUCUUUGGACAUCAGUGUGAAGGACGAAGACAGCGACCGAUGCCUUAGCCUGUCGGAGACUUGUAGCUUCACCAGCAUAGCAGGGGACGAGUCCGUGGAGCAGCAGCAAGGCCCGCGCUCCGUCAGCCCGCCGCCUGCGCUUUGGACCCGGGACAACUCCAGAUCCCAGUCGAGCUUCAUGGGGAAAGACCAAGACCAGGAUUCCACUACCUCGGCCCUGAAGACCAAUCCAAGCAGCCCCACUAAUGAGCUCGGGCCAGAGCCAGAGGACCUGCAGGACCCUCAGGACCCUCUGUACACCUUGCCUGGAUCAGAGCGCCGACGCGGAAAAGGGGGGACAAAGAGGAAAGCAGCCAACAGCACUCGUUCGAACCAGCACGAGGACUUGGACAUUCAAGAGGCGAGGUCGCAGAAGGCCGAAAAGGCAGAGGAGCUGUACGCCACUCUACCACAGAUUGUUGGUGUGAUCGGAAACUUUAAUAAAGACUCCAACCCUAUUAUGCGCUUCAAAUGCCCCUUUUGUACACACACGGUGAAGAGGAAGGCAGAUCUCAAGCGUCACCUGCGCUGCCACACUGGAGAGAGGCCAUACCCGUGUCAGGCCUGCAAUAAGCGCUUUACUCGUCUGGAGCAUCUCCGCAGCCAUUUUGAAACGAUCCAUCAAGCCAGGAAGCUGGUGUGCAGGAAGUGCAAGUGUCAGGUUACAGAGGAGACUGGUCAUGUGGUGUGCGAGGGCACACGACGCUACCGCAUGUGUACUGCGUGCAUCCAGGAAGUGGGCUGUGACGACAUCCCCAUGGACAGUCUGGAGGGGCCCAAUGAGGAGCCGGCCCUGUUGCUGGGCGUGGACGGGGAGGAGGAGGGCGACACCAAGAGGAGCUGGAUGGUGAACGAUGAUGACGACCUGGCCGAAGACUCGGGGGCCGACCUCAUUAUCCAGCAAGUGGACGACAGUGACGAGGAGCUGCAGUGAAACGGGACCAAAGUGCGUGCGCGCAGAUGCGUGCCCGAAUACUGACUUAUGUGUGAGUGUGUUAAAGCCAUGAAAGAGAAGUUAUGCACAAAAUAUGGGAUCCACUUAUGUAAAUAUGCACAUUUAUGAUAUAUUAGUUGUCUAUUAGUUAAAUAAAACUACUUGAUCUUUGAUUUAUGUUGACAUUCAUGACAAAGUGUAAAGCUUUUUGUUAAGUUUCAUCAAUAUAUGCAGUAUCCAAAGCAUGCACCGGUGUUCGCCGUUUCCUUUGCUUCAGUUGUGGUUGUAUGAUAAUAUUUCCAAUAAGUGUUGUUUUCAUGUCCAUGAAAGAGCAUCACACCUCUGCUGCUUACGGGGAUUAUCUUCUGGCACUUGGGCAGAACUAAGAGAACAGAUAGAGUGAUGCUCUAUGAGUUCUCUGUCUGUGGGGAAAAGUAAGAGCAGACUGUUUUCAGUGUCAUGGUUGCUUUUAAUAUUUGGUCAUGAUAUGCACUAUGAUACAAACAUGAUUAUAAUUUAUUUCUUGUUGUUGUUGCUUUGUUUUUUACUUUUUGACACAUUAAAGAUAUUUUUAUACA